GUUAGUGUCUCAGGCUGCAGCGAGUAACCAGCUCGGCUCCUCCCGGACACUCUGAGCUGUGCACGGGGAGGAACGGUCGCUGCUCUCCGCUCCUGCGCUUCACGGAUUUAAAGUCUGCUUCUUCCACAGACUCUCCAGACAGUGUCCGCCAGACUUUCGCUCAUAGAUUUAUAUUUAUAUAUUCGUCUUGCGCGGUAAUCUCUGUACAGACGGGGAUCGUUGACUUCACCUGUUGCCCACAGAUGUUGAGAAGCACAGAGCAGAUGUGAUCGUCUCAACAUCCGUUUCAUUUACGCACAAAGUUCAGAGCCACCUAGUUUUCUUGUUCAUAGUUCGUUUACAACCAGUGAGGAACACGGGCAUGGAUCUGAGACCGGAGCACCCCUCAGUCUCCUCUGCCUCGCAAAUCCACCCGGGAAUGGCGGCGGCUGCAGCGGCCGCGGCAGCCUCCAUCCCGGUGUCCAUGGCCAGCAGCCUCCUGCGCGGCCCUCAGCUGAUCCUGCGCACCACGGACAAGUACCCGCGCACCCCGAAGUGCGCCCGCUGCAGGAACCACGGCGUCGUGUCCGCGCUGAAGGGCCACAAGCGCUACUGCCGCUGGAAGGACUGCAUGUGCGCCAAGUGCACGCUGAUCGCCGAGAGGCAGCGGGUCAUGGCCGCGCAGGUGGCGCUGCGGCGGCAGCAGGCGCAGGAGGAGAACGAGGCCCGGGAGCUGCAGCUGCUCUACGGCACCGCGGAGGGACUCGCCCUGGCCGCCGCCAACGGCAUCAUCCCACCGCGGGCCAACUACGAGAUAUACGGUUCUGUCAGCAGCGAGAGAGACUCAGACUCCAGCAUCCAGAAGUAUGAGCUGUUUGCAAAGAGCCAUCACUCCGGCUCCGCCACCCCGCAGCAGUCCGUGGGCAAACCAGCAUCCACCGAGAGCGACUCAGCCCCGGGCAUCUCGUCUCCAGACGGCCGGCGUGGAGGCUCAGGUUCGGAGAACGGAGACAGCGAGUCUUUCAUCGGCUCACCCGUGUCCAAGCCUCUGAAGGACGGAGGGGAGACUCCAGGGUCCGUGAGUUCUCUGGGUUCCGAUUCCGGCUCCGAGACCGACAAGGACGAGCAGGAGCCCUCCCCUUCCUCCGCGGCCUCCCGGCACAUGAACGCCAUCGACAUCCUGACCCGGGUGUUCCCCAGCCACAAGCGCAGCGUCCUGGAGCUCGUGCUGCAGGGCUGCGGCAAAGACGUGGUGCAGGCCAUCGAGCAGAUCCUCAACAACAGCGGCGCCCAGGGAUCCAACAAGGCCGGGCCCGAGGAGACGUGGACGGCCGAGAGGAUGCUCCAAAGCGCGCAGCCGCCGCCGUCCUCCGCAUCCACAGCCGCCCAGACGAGGCCCUUGUUACCCGGCACCAUGACGCUGAGUAACCGCUCCGCGUUUUCCCCUCUCCAGCCCAACGCCCCGCACUUCGGCGCCGACCCCAGCACCUAUCCUCUGGGUACCCACCUGGGACUGAACCCGCUGCGGCUGGCCUACUCUGCGCACAGCCGGGGACUGGCUUUCAUGACGCCCUACUCCACCACCGGCCUGAUGCCCACCCUGGGCUUCAGACCCCCGAUGGACUACGCCUUCAGCGACCUGAUCAGGGACAGGACAAUGUUGCACAAGGAGCAGGGCUACGCCAGCGGCCUGUACGGGCCCUUGGUCAACAACACGCCGGACAAACAGUGAGGCGGGCGGACUGACCACACAGACACGAUCCGUUGUAUUUGUAGCCACAAGUGUUGAAUGUUCUGGCGAAAAAAAAAAAUCUUGUGAUGUGUGUUUGGCUGCAGGCAAACUGUACAUGAUGGGAUUAUCUGACCUGUAGUCAGAGGGGGAGAAACUAAAUUCACUCAUGUGUAAUCUUCAAAAAUAAUUUUAUAUGUUACACUUUAAAAGUUUGGAUGACAGUCCCCAUUUAUAAGCCUCAUUGUGCCAUCAAUAAAAAUUAAUGUGAAACUGAAAAGGAUAUUUUAUACAUUCCAAAAUAAAUCAUGAAAACUGGGAAUUAAAUGUAAAGUAAACCCAGGCGCACAAAAGGCUGAAACUACUUACAUGCUUUUAUUAUCACUGAUUUAUUUGUCAGUUCUGCAGGAAAAUAAAUUGAAGUAACAAAUAAAUGAUUUAUUAGAGUUGCUAUUAUUGCUAUUAGAUUUUUUUUAAAAGCACACCAAAUUCAAAUGAAAAUAUGCAUUCCUCUGACACGCAUCGAAUAAAUAAAUGGGACAAAAUUAAGUUAUUAAAACACGUAGUUUACGGAUGUUAACCCUGUAAAAGUUGAACUAAUGUUUUGUAAAUGCCAUCCCCUUUUUCCUUAUGUAUUAUUUUACUUAUGCCACCUUCUCUGUUUUUUUAGUUAAUUUCCAAC
Molecule: messenger RNA, 2390 nt
Organism: Hippoglossus stenolepis (Pacific halibut)
Lineage: Eukaryota; Metazoa; Chordata; Actinopteri; Pleuronectiformes; Pleuronectidae
Gene: dmrta2
Product: DMRT-like family A2
Exons: 2
Coding region: 362-1711 (449 amino acids)
Biological process (GO): sex differentiation; germ cell development; regulation of transcription by RNA polymerase II
Cellular component (GO): nucleus
Molecular function (GO): DNA-binding transcription factor activity, RNA polymerase II-specific; RNA polymerase II cis-regulatory region sequence-specific DNA binding; protein binding
Source: RefSeq, a predicted model, not a curated record